CUAAAUUGAUCAAUUCCAUCAUCACCACUUUCACAAAGCAACACACUACAAUAUUUACAUUCUCUCUUCAGUUCUUUUCACUACUCUUAAUUCAACAAACAACAAUGGCCACUGCUGAGUUGAAGAGAAAAUCCUUCAUUGAGGUUGAUCACUCGGUUCCAGUCCCCGAAACUGUUCACAACGAGAAAGUGAUCGCCACCCACGAGAAAAAGGAGGUGGAGGAGCCGAAAGCCGACGAGGCAGCCGCAGAGGAGGUGUCGGAAGUCACCGAGGUGGCGGCCGAGGAGGUGACUUCACAAGAAGAAGUUGCACCGGUGGAGGAAGCAGCUGCUCCGGAGUCUGAGCAAUCCGAGACUGAGAAAGUUGCGGCUGAAGAAGCAGCUGUUCCGGAAGCUGAGCUGGCGGCGGCAGAAGAAGCCGAGCCCGAGAAUGUUGAAGCUGAAGAGGCAGGCGUCGAAACCCUGACUGAGGAGGUUUCGGAGCUUGUAGUGGAAAAAUCGGAGCCGGCAGCUGUUGAGGAGGCUAAAGAAGAAGUCAAGGAGGAGACGGUGGCUGCAGCUACUGUAGAGGAAACUGUGGAGGUGGCAGCGGCGGCGGAGGCAGAAGAGGCUGCUCCGGUUGAAGCGGUGGAGGAAUCAGCUGCGGAAAUGAAGGAUGAGAAAACAAAGGAGUGAAGAGUAUGUGGAAGUUGUUUUGAUAAUUUAUUUUAUUUUAUAUUUUAUGUUUUUAAUUUGCACUAGUUUAUAAAAUGGUAUUUCUAUAAUGAGGGAGUUUAUCUUAGCUUCCCUUGUGUCUGGUGUAAUGUGAUCUUUGGUCUGAAAUGAAUAAAAAAUAAGUUAUAUUGCUAA
This is a messenger RNA of Erythranthe guttata (spotted monkey flower), 848 nucleotides long. NCBI's taxonomy places the organism in Eukaryota, Viridiplantae, Streptophyta, Magnoliopsida, Lamiales, Phrymaceae. The record is from RefSeq and is a predicted model, not a curated record.